AGUUAGGGCUUUCAUUCUUGCUAUUUAUGGCGGGGAGUCUUUAAUGUAAGAACCAUUUUGCUAAAGUAGCCAGCUUCGAGUUUGUGAUUUCGGCAGCUGCAACAAUGGUCUUUAUCAAGGCACAAAAGUCAAGGGCAUAUUUCAAGAGGUUUCAGGUCAAGUUUAAGAGAAGAAGAGAGGGCAAGACAGACUACAGGGCCAGAAUUCGCCUUAUAAAUCAAGACAAGAACAAGUACAACACUCCUAAGUAUCGGUUUGUUGUGCGAUUCUCCAACAAGGACAUAGUUGCACAAAUUGUAUCUGCAACUAUUGCUGGUGAUAAUGUUCUUGCUGCUGCAUAUGCUCAUGAGUUGCCUCACUAUGGUCUUGAAGUAGGUCUCACAAAUUAUGCUGCAGCUUAUUGCACCGGACUUCUCUUGGCUCGUCGCGUGUUGAAAAUGCUUGAGAUGGAUGAUGAGUAUGUAGGCAAUGUUGAGGCUAGUGGAGAGGAUUUCUCCGUGGAGCCAGCUGAGAGCAGGAGACCUUUCCGUGCUCUACUUGAUGUAGGCCUCAUCAGAACCACUACAGGAAACUGCGUCUUUGGUGCUUUGAAGGGUGCUCUAGAUGGUGGAUUAGAUAUUCCUCACAGUGACAAGAGGUUUGCUGGAUUCUCAAAGGAGUCUAAGCAGCUUGAUGCCGAUCUUCACCAUAAGUAUAUAUAUGGUGGACAUGUUGCUGCAUACAUGAGGACUUUGAUAGAAGAUGAACCAGAAAAGUAUCAGACUCAUUUCAGCAAGUAUAUUAAGCAAGGUGUAGAUGCUGAUAGCAUCGAGGAGCUGUACAAAAAGGUUCACGCUGCCAUCCGAGCCGACCCAACUCAGAAGAAGUCGUCGAAACAGGCUCCUAAGCAACACAAGAGGUAUAACUUGAAGAGGCUGACCUAUGCGGAGAGGAGAUCCAAACUGAUCCAACGCUUGAAUGCCCUGAACGACGCAGUCGAUGACGACGACGAGUGAAAGAUCCAAACAUUGUUUAGUUGUUAGUGAGUUUUUAUCCGAAUUUAUUGAAACAGUUUUGCAAUUGGCGGGUUUGAAGUUUAGAUAUUUUUAUUUCAACUAGUUUUGCUUCGCCAUUAAUGGUAGUUGAUAUGGUGACUUAAUCACAUAAUUAAAUUAAAUACUCAUUGACAAAUGAACUGUAUUUUCAUUUCUUUAUGCAUCAAUCAAUCAUCUCUACCUAUUAUGCUA
Messenger RNA from Impatiens glandulifera, 1226 nucleotides. RefSeq names its product 60S ribosomal protein L5-1-like. Gene Ontology annotation, biological process: ribosomal large subunit assembly; translation. Gene Ontology annotation, molecular function: 5S rRNA binding; structural constituent of ribosome. The record is from RefSeq and is a predicted model, not a curated record. Gene Ontology annotation, cellular component: ribosome; cytosolic large ribosomal subunit. Bases 105 to 995 code for a protein of 296 amino acids. The transcript is spliced from 8 exons. Lineage: Eukaryota; Viridiplantae; Streptophyta; Magnoliopsida; Ericales; Balsaminaceae.